AUGGGUGUUUCGAAGGCGGAACUUCACGAGCCUGUCCCAUCCCACUCGUGGGUCUGGGAAGCGCUCCUUUCUCGCUCCCUGGUCAGCACGCACUAUACUGCUCUCGCCUUCCUCCUCGCCGUGUGCAUCCCUUCAGCUCCGCGCAAAUCUAUCCUCCGUUAUGGCCUGCUACUCCUUCAGAUUACCUGCGCUUUGCAGGCUUUUGUGGCACCUCCACCACCGACCUCCGACUCGGCUGUUCUCUACACUACGGGCGUGCUAAUGGCCAAUCUCCUGGCUCGCUACUUUGACCGACUCUACACUACUGUUCCUGAAGAAUCGUUCCACCGCAUCUCAUCCACCAACCAGAGCGAGGAAGAUGCUACCAAGCUUCCCCUCACCCAACGCUUGCCCUGGGCAUUGGAGCUUUUCAGUGUCACCCGCGGUAUCGGUUGGGAUUGGCGCGUGUCCCGUAUUCCAGAGCUCACGGCACCAAAAUCCCGAGCUCGCUUUGUGACAGCUCGUCUCCUGACAAUAAUCACCAUGUACGCCGGCCUAUACUUGCUCGAGGUUACGUGUCAGGAGCUUCUCGCUUCGUACCCAAGCCCAGGAAUUGCCGAUGGCAAUCCGAUUCAAAUCCUCAUGGGUGAUCUGUUCCUGUACGGGCUAAUAGUCCUGGGCCUUGCAUUGGUUAUUUACAGCCACUUCGCGCUCUUCGUCUUGCCACUAUCUAUUCUCUGCGUUGGUCUGCAGAUUGGCCCCGUCGCAUGGCGUGAUAUGUCCGCCUGGCCUCCGGAUUACGGUAGUUUGUGGGAGUCAUACAGCCUUCGACGUUUCUGGGGCAUCACCUGGCACCAGCAGCUACGGCGCCAUACAGGGGCACCUGCGGCUUAUAUACUGUCCUUACUACCUGAAGCAAUGCGAACUUCAAAACGGCGACCUGCUCGGCUGAUCAGACGGUAUUUGUUCGUGCUGAUAACAUUCGUCGUAUCGGGCUUGAUUCAUACGUUUGGAUCGUACCACGUGUCGCGCGGGAUGGGGAUGCCAUCAUCGUAUGGUGGAGAGGUAAAAUAUUUCAUCUCGCAAGCAGUGUUCAUCAUGAUCGAGGACUUCGUAUGCUGGAUGCUGGGGAUCGAUGACCGGUCGGCGGGGGAGGCUUCCACGGUCCGACGGUGGGUGGGAUACACUGUGACGGCAGGCUGGUACUUCUGGAGCCGCGUGCAUUGGAGUGUGAUGCCGGUGGCCCUGGCCAGUGGGAUCCAAGAUGAAAGAGGGCCGUUGUUCAUCGCGUUGGAGCAUACGCGACGGUCCGCAGCGGCGGUUCCGGGAAACUUCGUGGCAAAAGCGUGGAAAAUAUCGCCGUGAGCCAUGUUGCCGGACACAGUGGGAGCAGAGUGGAUCGAAGAUUACGCAAAGAGGCUAGUAUC
Messenger RNA from Aspergillus welwitschiae, 1406 nucleotides. RefSeq names its product wax synthase family protein. Gene Ontology annotation, biological process: lipid metabolic process. The record is from RefSeq and is a predicted model, not a curated record. Lineage: Eukaryota; Fungi; Ascomycota; Eurotiomycetes; Eurotiales; Aspergillaceae. Bases 1 to 1344 code for a protein of 447 amino acids. The transcript has a single exon.